AUGUCAUGCCGGAUCAUAUCCAUGUCUGACGCUCAAAGCACGCCAUCCGCACCAAGUCUCUUGUUCUGCACGACGGCUGCCGUCUGUACUCAUCACGUCGUCAGAGGGGGUGGCGAAGCCUCCAACGACGCCGCUGUCUUCCUGUGUCUCGCCAUGGGCAGCAACGAGCCCGACGGCGAAGGGUGGCUCAAUGGUCACCAGCCCGACUGUGAAGAGCCCGACAUGGUACGGCCAAGCAGCCUCUUGCGGCGUCUUCAUUCUAGAUCCAACGUCUUCCAGACCCAUCUAUGGCCUGACGAACGGCUCCGUCGAUUAGAUCUAGGAGCGACAAGCCUGACUUACAUGACAGACAAACGGCUGUCUCUUUUCACCACCACACAAAGACUGCUAUCGACCUGUCAGGCCUGCAACACCAACUACUACCUUUGUUUCCGAUCGGGCGAGGCUUUCGGUCCACGCAGAGGUCAACACGUCGACCCACAAUACUCUUCCAGCUCACCAAGCCUACUUUUCAGACGCCACAAAGUCUCACCAGGACAUGGUGAUACGGUGCCAUGGUACGUCAGCGUUGGAGUAACGAUUCCCUCAAACUCGAAGCCUCUGCAGAUGUCUCCGCGCGCAGCACCGAGCUCCGUGUACUCAAGACCUUGGACGAGCUCCGUCAAGCCAAACGCUGAUGGCCGCACAUAUCACGUCUACAUCCAGUAUACCGAUACCACUGUUUUACAUGGUGAACAAGAUCUUCUGUGUACAUCGACGUGCUCUGAUGAGAGCUUGCUCGGCCGAGGCGACCGGUCCAGACAACCGCUCAUUCCACAUGCCGACUGA
Molecule: messenger RNA, 828 nt
Organism: Mytilinidion resinicola
Lineage: Eukaryota; Fungi; Ascomycota; Dothideomycetes; Mytilinidiales; Mytilinidiaceae
Exons: 4
Coding region: 1-828 (275 amino acids)
Source: RefSeq, a predicted model, not a curated record